UCUCACAACUCGGGAGUUGUGUUAUAUACACGCCUGAAAAAAAUAGUUGUGUUAUUAUUUAAUAUUCAACAGUCAAUAGUGAAACUGACAUUUUCAUAUCAGAUGUAAAUAUUUAAAAAAAAUAGGCAACCUAUUUUCUUGGCAAUAUAAAUACUUAAGUAUACACAGAAAUAUAAGUUCGAAGUAAAAUUAAUCCUUUUUUAUUAUAAACGACUAAACAUAAACGUAAACAUGACUAAACCAGUAACACAUGUUCUUUUUGAUAUGGAUGGCUUAUUAUUAAAUACUGAGGAUUUGUAUACAAUAGCGUUUCAAAAUAUUGUUUCACAAUAUGGUAAAGAUUAUACAUUUAAUUUAAAAUUAAAACUAAUGGGUUCUCAAGCCCAUGAGACAGCUCAGACGAUUGUUUCUGAGUUGGAGUUACCAAUGACACCAGAGGAAUUCAUAGAUAAAAGUAAAAAAGAGUUUGCAGAGUUAUUUCCAGAUACAAAUGUUAUGCCAGGUGCAAAGAGACUUAUUGAGCAUUUACAUAAUAAGGGUAUACCACUAGGACUGGCAACCAGUUCAAGUGAGGAAAGCUAUCAUUUGAAAGUUGAUAAACACCACCAAGCAUUAUUUUCUUUGCUUCCAUACAAAACAUUUGGCUCCUCAGAUCCUAAUGUUAAAAAGGGAAAGCCACACCCAGACAUAUUUUUAGUGGCUGCUUCCAAAUUUCCAGAAAACCCUAAAGCUGAGCAGUGCCUUGUCUUUGAGGAUGCUGUUAAUGGUGUUAAAGCAGCAAGAGCAGCCGGCAUGCAAGUUGUUAUGGUUCCUGAUCCUCGAGUGGAUAAGAGCCUGACAGAAGAAGCCACUAUUGUCUUACGAAGCCUAGAACAAUUUAAGCCAGAAAUAUUUGGAUUACCACCUUUUGAAGAUUAAAAAAUAGUCCAAAAUUUGUUUUAGAAUAAUUAGAUUGAUUUUAAUUUAAAGUAAAUCAAUUUUAUGACAACUGGAAUUGGAAGUGUUACAUAAAUAUUUUAUAUGUAUAUUAUGUGAAA
Molecule: messenger RNA, 1037 nt
Organism: Nymphalis io (European peacock)
Lineage: Eukaryota; Metazoa; Arthropoda; Insecta; Lepidoptera; Nymphalidae
Product: pseudouridine-5'-phosphatase-like
Exons: 4
Coding region: 232-918 (228 amino acids)
Molecular function (GO): phosphatase activity
Source: RefSeq, a predicted model, not a curated record